AUGCCUCCUCGUAAGACUUUGUUGGCACCUAUCCACUUUGUCUUCGGCCUUCUGCAGAGGCGCACGACUGUGGCUGUCUGGCUUUAUGAGCAGCUUGGAUUCCGCAUUGAAGGCAAGAUUCGUGGAUUCGAUGAGUUUAUGAACCUGGUGCUCGAUGACGCCGUUGAGGUGCGCCUCCCCACCAAUGGGCAAGAUGAGAAGCGGCGACCACUUGGCCAAGUCCUCCUGAAGGGCGACAACAUAUCCUUGAUCCAAGCUGCAUAA
This is a messenger RNA of Penicillium chermesinum, 264 nucleotides long. RefSeq names its product small nuclear ribonucleoprotein E. NCBI's taxonomy places the organism in Eukaryota, Fungi, Ascomycota, Eurotiomycetes, Eurotiales, Aspergillaceae. The record is from RefSeq and is a predicted model, not a curated record. Gene Ontology annotation, molecular function: RNA binding. Gene Ontology annotation, cellular component: U4/U6 x U5 tri-snRNP complex; precatalytic spliceosome; U4 snRNP. The coding region runs from base 1 to 264 and encodes 87 amino acids. Gene Ontology annotation, biological process: spliceosomal snRNP assembly; mRNA splicing, via spliceosome. The transcript is spliced from 3 exons.